UCCUUCAGAGAGUCUGUUUAUAUGUAGGUGGUAGCUCUCAAAUGGCCCUGCUGCCGUCACCUUGCUGGCCCAUCUCCACUUGACCUCGCGACAUCACACCAUCAAGUCGCCAGCAUCAACAACUGUUUACUGCUAGCACCAUACUACACGGCGCAACAUCUUACGCGCGGAAGCUAACAUCGCCAUAGAGAUCCCAGUGUUUGCCACAUCUACUACCAUUAUCGAAUGUGCGGUUGAUCCCACAAUAAUACAUCCAUCAUGGCGACGACGGUCCCGGCCAACCCGACCUCCCACACGGUCGGCCUCCUCCUCACCAAGAUCAGUGAUGCCGACCCCGAUUUCCGCUACAUGGCCCUCAACGAUCUGUUGGCCACCUUCAACAUUGCCAAGCCAGACAUCCUCCAACACGACUUCAACACAUCAAAUCGCACUCUCGACGAGGUCAUCAAGGCUUUGAGUGACCAGAAUGGCGAGGUCCAGAACCAGGCCAUCAAGGUGCUAGGUCCCCUAGUCAAGAAGCUCCCAUCUCCGCUCUACACCACGGCCAUACAGAAGCUUAUCGAGUUGCAAAGCCAAAACUCAGAUGUCAACUCGGUUCCUGCCAUGGCCCUCAAAGCUGUCGUCGAAGCCCUUCCGCGUCCUGUGCCUGGCCUUGUGCCGACUAAGGAAGCGCAAGAGGCUUAUGACAGCAUCAACAAGUUGCUUAUUCCUCGCUUCCUCGGUCAGACUACCGCCAAGCAGGUGCCCGGUCUGCUUCAGGGAGGCCACGUCACUUCGGACUCUGUCGACGUUCUCAUAGAAGUUGUCAGAUGCUUCGGCCCAGUGCUUACCCUUGUCGAGAUCGAGGCUCUCCACGAUGCCGUUGUCAACCUCUUGGCCCAGGAGAAGUGCACUUCGGUCGUCAAGAAGAGGGCCGUUGCCGCCGUGUCCAUGCUGGCUCAUUAUUUGUCGGACGAUCUCUUGGCUGCUUUUGUUAAGCGCACUGUUACUCUGUUGCGCAAGUCUAGCAUGCCACCCGCCACCCGCCGUCUCUACAUCACAAUCCUGGGUUCCAUGGCCCGCUCCAUUCCUCACCGGUUUGGCCGAUAUCUGCCAGAGGUGGUCAGUUUCGUUCUCGAUGCCCUUAACGAGGAGGAGUUGCAGACACAACUCGAAGCGAUCCAAGAAGGCAGCGAGACUACUUCGGAAUGGAGCGAUGUUCGAGAAGCCGCUCUUGUUGCGCUGGACGCAUUCCUCUCCUCCUGCCCAAACCAGAUGCGCCCGUACACGAAUGAUGCCAUCGAGGCGUGUCUGCGGUACCUCAAGUUUGACCCCAACUACGCCGCCGACGAGGACGAGGAAAUGGAGGAGGAAGAGGAGGAGGAGGAUGACGAUUUCGACGAUGACGACGAGUUUGAGGCUGACGGCACCUUUGACGACGACGACGAUGCCAGCUGGAAGGUCAGGCGGUGUGCUGCGAAGGCUCUUCACACCAUCAUCUCCACAAGAACCAGCGGCGACCUCCUGGAGAGCGGUGUUCUCUACCAAAAGGUUGCUCCGGCAUUGAUCAAGAGGUUCGACGAGCGCGAGGAGAACGUUCGUCUUGAAGUUCUUUCUGCCACUUCCCUGCUCAUUCGCAAGACGGGAGAAGGCGUUAUUCCUGACUUUACCAUCGACAGCGCCUCUGGCGAUAGCAUUGGCCAAGCUCCUCAAAGUCGGAAGCGCAGACGUCAGAGCAGCGCAGCUGGUCAAGCUGGGAUGCCCGUCAACCUCUCCGGCACCGGACUUACGUCGCCAAAGGCCGAAAAGAUCCCAGCAACAGGACCCCGUGCCGAUCUUGCCGCCCUCACUCCUGCUAUCGUCAAGUCGGCUACCAAGUUGCUCAAGGGCAAGCUCAUUCCCACGAAGCAGGCCACAAUCAAUAUUCUUGAUGAUCUGAUUUCUGUUCAAAAGGGUGGCCUCGCACCGUAUCUCGACCAGAUCACGGAUCUUAUCCUGGAUGCCAUCAAGCUGACCGGUUUAAGCACUUCAUCAGCGCAGGUUUCCUUUGCUGGUGGCAGCGCCUCUGCUACGACUAACACUCUUCGCAUUGCGGCGCUUCGCCUGAUUAGCAGCUUCGCCAGAAACCACUCUUCAAAUGACCUGCAGCCUUACUUACCAAAGAUCGUUGCCGGCGUUGUUUCAGUUGUUCAUGACCGAGUCUACAAGAUCGCCGCUGAGGCUGUCCAAACCGCCGAGGAAGUCUCCAAGACCAUCACGCCCCCGCGUGCUCGUAUGACCGCGCAAAAGUUCAAGGGAGAGCUGCAGAAGCUUUAUAGUGUGAUGGUUGACCGCACCACGGAUAAUGACGCUGACGCUGAAGUUCGCCAGAAGGCCAUCCAUGCCCUUGGGACCCUCCUCUCUCGAACAUCGGGUACCGAGGGCGCUGCCUUGCUCUCGGACGAGGACCGGAAGACUGCUCUCGGUCACCUCAAGGAAAGGCUCUUCAACGAAACCACGCGUCUCGCCGCCGUUCGGGCAAUUGACACUGUUGCCGCUCUCUCGUCGUCUGUAGACUCUUUCGACGCGCCAUGGACCCAAGAAGUUGUUGUUGAACUUGCCGCUCAGUUGCGCAAGGCCAACCGUUCCUUGAGGGGUUCCAGCGUCAUGGCUCUCAAGCAUUUGGUCCUCUCGCCGGCUACCAAGAACACUCUGGAUGAUGCGACUGUCCAGAGGGUGGUGACCGCGCUGGUCACAGUCAUCACCCACUAUGAUGCCCAACUUCUUGGCCCCGGUCUUCUCGUGCUGGCACACCUGGCCCAAGAGAAGCCGCAAAUCGUCAUCACUGAGGAGCUCAUGACCGCGCUGUGUAAACUACUUAUGGAGUCGACAGUUACAGGCACGGUCCUCGACUCUCUUCUAGUGCUUGUCCAUAGCAUCGGCCAGACUGGGAAGGGAGAGGUUCUUAUGCAGCGCCUGCUCAACGAGGUUGCCCUGAGCGGUGACCCAUCGGUGGUCGGCAAGGUUAUCGGUACCCUUCUUGUGGCGAGUGGUAACAAGGGCACCUACACGGCCGAGCUUUUCGUCCAGGAGAUCCAGAAGCAGAAAGGUGAAAGAGCCAGCCUUGCGCUUACCAUUCUGGGUGAGGCUGGACUUCGUCUUGGGGACAAGUUCCCGUACUCUCCCAGCCUCUUCCUCGAGCAGUUCCAUAGCGAAUACGACAAGACGUCGCUUUCUGCUGCCGUUGCUUUGGGUCGUGCUGGAGCGGGCAAUGUAGCUGCUUAUGUCCCCGUCAUCCUCCAGUCGAUGCAUCAAGGGGGUAACACGCAGUACUUGCUCCUUCAGUCUAUCAAGGAGGUUCUCCAGCAGGUUGCUAUUUCUUCGACCGACCUUGGUCAGUUAUCGACGCCAAUCUGGGACCAGAUCCUUGCUGCGUCGGGGUCGGAGGAUAACAAGGCGGUUUGUGCAGAGUGUAUUGGUCGGUUGGUCAUCAUUGAUCCCAAGACGUACAUGUUGAAGCUUGUGUCCCUACUCAACGACCAGUCGCCUUUGUUGAGGGCCAUCGCCAUUCAGGCCCUUCGCUACACUCUCCCCGAUGAGAACGAGGUCUUUGACAGCAUGCUCAAGAGCCACCUGGUUGACAUGCUCAAGACGAUGCUGGAAGAUUCUGAGAUGGAGAACCGUCGUCAUGCCAUGUCGACCCUCAACUCGGCGGCGCACAACAAGGCGGACAUCAUCCUUGGCCAUCUUAACAAGCUGAUGCCUUAUGUCAUGAGGGAGACGGUGAUCAAGCCGGAGCUCAUCAGAGAGGUGCAGAUGGGUCCGUUCAAGCAUAUCAUUGAUGAUGGUUUGGAACUUCGCAAGGCCGCAUACGAAACCCUCUACGCCCUUAUGGAAACCGCCUUUUCCCGCAUCAGCAUCAUCGAUCUUUACGACCGUAUUGUCGCCGGCCUGUCGGACGACAAUGACAUCAAAGCUCUCUGCAACCUCAUGGUCUCCAAGCUCGCCUACAUCGACCCCGACGAGACCAUUCGCCGCCUCGACUCCAUCGCAGAGGCCUUCCGUAAGACGCUGUCGACCAAGCUGAAGGACACGGCGGUCAAGCAGGAGCUCGAGAAGCAAGCCGAGGCCAACCGGGCAGCACUUAGGGUCACGCUCCUGCUCGGGGAGAAACUCAAGGCUUUUCUCAGCACGGGCGGCGCGGUCGGAGCGGCAGUUCCCGGGGGUUCGGCUGCGGUGGCGGGCACUAACCAGGUCUGGCACAGCUAUUGGGAAUGGGUAUCGAAGGAGUGUAAGACACAACUUCAGAUCCUCAGGGAUGAGGAUAGUAAAGGUGCCGGCGUGAUUUAGUGUGACUGGCCGGAUGUCAUUACAUCCAUGGCUGGGAAAAAAAGAACCAGGGAAAGCGACAGUGAGGAUGAGAUGGGAGGUUGUUGAAGGAAAAGGGUGGUGUUGAUGAACAAGUUUCGACCUACCUUUAGUGAUGGGGUGGAUGGUAUUGGAAGGGGAAUGAUGGCGCUAUGAUGGGGGUAAACAGGGCGGCAUUGAAAGCAUCGUUGGUUGCGGUUUUUCGUGGUGGAAGGACGACUGGGAAUAGAGGGGGAGGGAGUAUGUGAUGGUUGGAAGUGCCUAUAGUUUUAUUCCAGCACGAUAGAAGAAGUUGUUGAGUUUUAGCGGCGGGACAACAAAAUACAAUACAUAUGAUAGCUGCCUAU
Neurospora tetraspora is the source of this 4673-nucleotide messenger RNA. Its product is annotated as armadillo-type protein. Gene Ontology annotation, biological process: SCF complex assembly; protein ubiquitination. The transcript has 3 exons. Gene Ontology annotation, cellular component: nucleus. Bases 259 to 4308 code for a protein of 1349 amino acids. Lineage: Eukaryota; Fungi; Ascomycota; Sordariomycetes; Sordariales; Sordariaceae. The record is from RefSeq and is a predicted model, not a curated record.